This is a messenger RNA of Homo sapiens (human), 5559 nucleotides long. It is a transcript of the gene TSPAN11, whose product is annotated as tetraspanin 11. The record is from RefSeq and is marked validated. Bases 114 to 875 code for a protein of 253 amino acids. The transcript is spliced from 8 exons. Gene Ontology annotation, biological process: focal adhesion assembly. NCBI's taxonomy places the organism in Eukaryota, Metazoa, Chordata, Mammalia, Primates, Hominidae. Gene Ontology annotation, cellular component: membrane.
AGACUGUCCCGAGCUUCCCCCGGGCGGGCAGAGGGAAGCCGGCUGGGGAUGAGGAGUGGAGGAGGCAGGAAUGCCUGGGACACUCGCGGGGCAUGUGAGCAGGCCCAGAAGCCAUGGCCCACUAUAAGACUGAGCAGGACGACUGGCUGAUCAUCUACUUGAAGUAUUUACUCUUUGUCUUCAACUUCUUCUUCUGGGUCGGGGGAGCAGCCGUCCUGGCUGUGGGCAUCUGGACCCUGGUGGAGAAGAGUGGCUACCUCAGCGUCCUGGCCUCCAGCACCUUUGCCGCCUCCGCCUACAUCCUCAUCUUUGCGGGCGUACUUGUCAUGGUGACCGGCUUCCUGGGCUUCGGUGCCAUCCUCUGGGAGCGGAAGGGCUGCCUCUCCACGUAUUUCUGCCUGUUGCUCGUCAUCUUCCUGGUUGAGCUGGUGGCGGGAGUCCUGGCCCAUGUGUAUUACCAGAGGCUGAGUGAUGAACUGAAGCAGCACUUGAACCGGACUCUGGCUGAGAACUACGGGCAGCCCGGAGCCACGCAGAUCACCGCCUCAGUGGACCGACUCCAGCAGGAUUUCAAGUGCUGUGGAAGCAACAGCUCAGCCGACUGGCAGCACAGCACGUACAUCCUGUUGCGGGAGGCCGAGGGCCGCCAGGUGCCCGACAGCUGCUGCAAGACAGUGGUGGUGCGCUGCGGCCAGCGGGCCCACCCCUCCAACAUCUAUAAGGUGGAGGGAGGCUGCCUCACCAAGCUGGAGCAGUUCCUGGCCGACCACCUGCUGCUUAUGGGGGCAGUGGGCAUCGGGGUGGCCUGCCUGCAGAUCUGCGGGAUGGUUCUCACCUGCUGCUUGCACCAGAGGCUCCAGCGGCAUUUUUACUAAUGGCCAACCACCUCCUCUUCCAACUGCCCCUCAAGACAACAUGUGGCCACAUGCCAUCUGCAAGGCCUGCAGAGUUAGCACCAGCUCCACUAGGGCCAUAGAUGCCCCCUCCUUUGUGCCUAGCUCCUGCGAAUCCACCGAGUGCCUGAGACCAUAGCUUCUGUGCCCACCCAGGCAGAGACCCUCGGCCCCCUCUCCUCCAUUUCUGAGCCCCCAUGGCCAGAUCCUGGGCAGGGAAAUGAUCCUUUCAGGAGACAACCAGAGCCCCUCACCAGGAACGGGGGCACCCGUGGACUACGGGAGGGUGGCGGUUGGGUUCUCUGCUCCCUCCCAGCUCCUGAACCUGGAACAAUCGGCAGAAAACCCAGGAACCCCGGCACUCCUGCAUUCAGCACGGGAUUCCCCCACCCAUGCCCAGAAGCCCUGACCUUGCUGUUUCUGGAAAAAGCAUGGGGUGGGGCAGGGAGGGCUGGCAUUUCCCCCAGAAGACCUUGCCCUUUGACCUGCCCACUCUCCACACUGCCUCACCUGGAAAGCCAUGUCCUGCUGGCCUCAUUCCUUCCUGAAGGGCCUAGGAGUGGGGAGGCCUGGGUAGGGCAGCCACAGGCUGGGUAGAGCCGCCCUGGCAGGAAGCAGGGGGUAAGGUGGCCAUACCAGCACAUGCUGCACUAGGAGCAGAGCCCUGCACCUGCCUAGCUGCCUUCCUGGGAGAAACCUCCCUGGGAGACCAUGGCCCCAAGCCCUGGCCUCUAGUGAUACGCCCCUCGGGAAUCUCCUGUUCCGGGGCCUGAUUCUCAGGAACACCAGGUUUCAGACCAUCUUCAGCACCUAAUGUUGAUGGGUGUCAAACAUCUCCUGGAGUGGACCAACUCGCAACCCUGCAAAGUCGGAGCUGCUGAGAAGGGGCAGCUCUGAAUAGAGGGGCAUCUGCCUGAACCUCACUUUUCCUGGGGCCCUCUCCUUGACCCCGUAGCCACCACCACACUGCUUCCAGGGGGUCCAGCUCUGCUUCCCUUCCCACCUGUCCUAGAGUGGACAGAGCUUUUUCCUUGGGUUCUCUCUUGCAUCACUAAGUUCAGCAGGGAAUUUGCGGAAUUUUCAGGAAGAACUUUCCCCAGUAAUAAGGGAGAACAGAAAGAAAAUCCUAGAAAAUACAGAGUAUCCAUGCUGGCAGCUUUUUGUACAACACCCAUAGGGACCCCCCCAAAUGGCUAUUACAAAGGGGCAGCCCAUUCACUACACAAGAACCCCACACCUGGCUUCCACCCUCCCCAGCUCCUGCACUUCUCCCCAGAGCGGGACCCUCUUACUUCCCCCCAUGAAGGGGGGCACCUUGUGCUAAGGCCAAGGCUGAGCGAGGUCCCAGCUCACCUCCCUGCUUGAUCCAGAUUGCACUGUGAUGAGCACAUUGCUGACCUAGGCCAGUCCUGGGGCAGGCGUGCUCUCUCUCCCAUACAUAGGAGUGGCCUCAAGGCCACCCAGUGCUGACCCCAACAGAGCCCUGAACUGUCCAGAAACUGCAUCCUCAGCACAGGAAGUACCCACAUGGACAGAGGGAAGCCCAGCCUCGGGGCCGGUUGCCUCCUCUUCUCUGGGUGUUCUCCAGUGGCUUCUUGGAGCCUAGGCUGGUUUAUCUCCCCUGCCUAAAAGGCCCUGGGGUUGCCAAUGCAAAUUCAUUAAAACGAAGACCAGAUAUCCCAGACUGCACAGAGGCCGAGAGAAAUGGUAUAGUGCGUGAUUAGCAUUGCUGCCCUCCAACCUCCUGGGAUUCAUGCAGAUAAUCAAAAACUGACUAUGACUCCCAAGUUCUCUGAAGGAUGAGAUCACAACUGACAACUCUUACGACAGAGGGAGAGUGGUGAGAGAGAGAAAGAGGGUACUGGGCUAGAGCCAUGUUCUUCCUGCCGAGGUGCCAGGGGGAGGCGGCAGUGGGCAGGGGGUGCUGGGGCCUUACCUGUCUGCCCUGGUGGGGAUGAAAGACAGGUGACAGGCAGGUGCCCUGUGCACAGCCUUAUCAUUGAAGGCAGGCCCAGGACAGCCUGCCCCAUCUGCCCCAGCCCCAUGGGAUGGUUGGUCCAGCCUGACUGGGGCAGGAUUAGCUGCAAUUCCUGCCCUGUGUGUCGUCCAGCCAGACUGCCUCUUGAAAGAUGGCUUGUCCAAGCGGCAGACAGUGGUAGAACAACCCAGGGCUUGGAAAUCUGACCUCCUUGUCCAUGCCAACAGCCUGGGAGAUGAGACAGGGUUAGAGGAAACAGAGGCCCAGGAUACGGCAGGUUCUGCCUGGGAGUGUACAAUGGUUGGAGUCCAGAGCCAACGAUGUGGUCCCCAGCGGGGUGUGCCCCUCCUGCUGACGAGGGUACAGAUCCAUACCCAGGUCAAUUCCUCCCGGGCCCCUGUUUGGAGGCUGCUACAGCCUUGAGUUCCUUGGAGAGAGAGGACACGCCUGUGGAAUGUCACCUUCAGUCCCGUGCAGGCAAAAGGCCCCUGCACACCAGGGCCCUAGGAAAGCAGCAUCAGGUGCUGGGAUCCCACCCAGCUGGCACGGGCACGUUCUUGCCCUGCACACUCCAUGCUGCCCUUCCCUGAGCUCGCAGGGGCAGACACCAAGAGAAGGGCGCGUCCCCGAGUCCCCUGGGUGACCUGUGUCAGGACAGCAGGCAAGAAUGAAACGUGGCCUUGGCUGACGGGUUGGAAUAUUUGUGACCGUUCUUGUCUUUCUCCCUCCUGCUUCCCCGGCACCCUAGCCCCAUCUCCAGGAGCCCCUCAGGCAGAGUAAGUGGGGAGUGUGUCCAGGGAUUUUUUUGUGUUUACCAAGGUCCUGCUGUGCACUUAGAAUCUGUCACCAUAAAUACUUAUCUCGCAGUUACCCCAGCAAGAGGGUGUUAUUUCCCCCAUUUUAUAAAAGGAAAUUAAGGCUGGGCAAAGUUAAGACUUGCUUGUCAGUGGUCAUGGCUGUUGUCUUGCCACCCCCAGCUGGGGAGAAGGAAGAAAACUGGGCCGGGAACCCCUCCCCUCAGUGUCCCCCAGUUCUCCAUCUCCAUAAGGAGCCAUCAGGCUGUCAUUAAGGAACAGAGUGUCACUCAGGGGGCACUGUCACAAAGCAGCACCCAUGGCACAUGGGCCGGGGGUGCAGAAGCCUGGCUUAUUUCAGGCUGACAGCUGGACCCUCUGGGUGCAGGGGCUCAGGCAGUGGCCAAGAGCCCAAAGGGCUAAGGCCCGUGACGACCACCCAGCCCGUCACCCCAGGUACAAACACUGACCCCAAAGCAAGAGCAGGGACUGUCCCUCAGCCCUCAGGGCCUUCAUGCAGGGUGCAGAAUCUCAUGUCCACAUGGAGGUCACCCCUCAGGUCACACCCACUCCCAGAGCAACCCUGGGCAGGGAGGGGCACCCUGGGGUUGUGUUGACCACCUCCCCUUCAGGUGAGGCCCUUUUCUGCCUUCUUUCUAGCCCCCUGCAUGGGGCACCUGCUAUUGCUGGGGCUCUGGGGUGGACCCUGUGUGAUUUCUGUCAGGGAGCUUGUGCUGUGCAUGGCCAGAGGUGUUUACAUCCAGAAGGGCCCAGCACGGCCCUGUGGGGUGUGGGGGGAAUAUGGUAGAUCAUUGUGAUGUGCCUCGGGGCCCUCUUGCCUUGGAGCCAGCUUUGUUUCAGAAUCUGCUACUUGGGCCCUCUUCAGGGUUUUGAGGCUGGAGAAGUGAGUUGGGACAGUCACUGUCAUCACCACCCACCCUGUCACCCACCUGGAAAACAUUCUUGAUAUACUGGCCAUGCUGGGCCGGGCUCACAUCCACUGAGGGUAUAGUGACCAAGCGUCUAAACCAGUCGUUCUCAAACUUCGGUGAGUAUCAGAAUCACCUGGAAGGGCUUUUACAAACAGAUUGCUGGCCCCACCCCCCAGAAUUUCUCAUCAGGAGUGGGCAAGACCAAUCAUUUGCAUUUCUGACAAGUUCCCAGGAGCUGCAGCUGCUGGCCCUGGAACCACACUUUGAGAACCACUGCUUUAGACCAAACACCAAAGGAAGAUGCAGCCACCCUCCUUUACAUGUCACAACGCUCAGGGUCCAUGAGUACCUCAGGCUGUCCAGCUGAGCUCCACCUGCAGCAGCCGAGAUUCCCGACUCGCUCCACCAUUGGGGGCUAGGAGUGAAGCGUGUCACCAUGGUCAGCUCAUGGCCAGCCAGGAAAGCCUCUCUGCUGUGCGUCUGUGCAGUUCUUGUUCUUCCCUGGAGGACUCUUGGAUCGCCUGUGAUCUUGGCCAGGAGACCAGGUGCCUGGGUCCCUUCCUGGAAGGGGACAAGUUACACACCCCAGCCCCAUUUUCCCACCAACUUCUACAUGCCUUGGGAGAACCUGCUACAUGUUGGCUGCCCCCUUCCCCUAUUUCAGCAGUGCCCAGUCCUGCUUAUAAACCUGAGGCCUGCUCCCCAUACCCUGCCCUGUGCAAGUGCCAGCCGUUAUUCCAGGCAGCCCAAUGUUGUUGAGGCCAGAUGGAUUCCUGGAAGCAGCUGGCCCAUGGAUGUGAGUCAUCACAGUAUUCUAGAAACAGAGAAGAGGUCUUAACCUAAUGCGCAUAGAGAAAUUGUUCUCAUUGUAAACAUACCCCUGUCCUUAGCUGAUCUAGGUGGAAGCCCAGCUUCAUGUGCUAGGGGGCAUGAUAAUGAUAAUAAAGGAAUUGUAUCUAGGA